AUGGCCUCAGAAAAUGGAGAGAAAGUAGAGCUUGGUCUCAAUGAAGUUCCCGAGACAAAGGCAAAGAAAGAUUGGGUUCUUUUAUCCCUAAGGGUGGUUGCAUUUUUGGCCACAGCAUCUGCAGCACUUGUGAUGGCUCUUAACAAACAGACCAAAACCUUAGUAGUUGCCACAGUUGGUAGCACCCCAAUAACAGCUACUCUUUCCGCAAAGUUUAACCAAACUCCAGCUUUUGUAUUCUUUGUCAUAGCCAAUGGAAAUGCCAGUCUCCAUAACUUGGUGAUGGUAGCAAUCCAGAUAUUAGGACCCCAAUAUGAUUUCAAAGGACUUCGCCUUGCAUUGAUUGCUAUAUUAGACAUGAUGACAAUGGCUCUAGCAUCAGCUGGAGAUGGUGCAGCAACAUUCAUGUCUGAAUUGGGAAGGAAUGGUAAUUCGCAUGCAAGAUGGGAUAAGAUAUGUGACAAAUUCGAGAGCUACUGCAACCGAGGUGGUGCUGCCCUCAUUGCCUCUUUCAUUGGCUUCAUUCUCCUCCUCAUUAUUACAGUAAUCUCCAUUAUCAAGUUGCUCAAGCCAAGUCGCAUUGCUGUUAACCAUGCUUCUUCAUAA
Messenger RNA from Abrus precatorius (Indian licorice), 606 nucleotides. Its product is annotated as CASP-like protein 1B1. Bases 1 to 606 code for a protein of 201 amino acids. The record is from RefSeq and is a predicted model, not a curated record. Lineage: Eukaryota; Viridiplantae; Streptophyta; Magnoliopsida; Fabales; Fabaceae. The transcript has 3 exons.